This is a messenger RNA of Cryptococcus wingfieldii CBS 7118, 651 nucleotides long. RefSeq lists its product as hypothetical. Bases 1 to 651 code for a protein of 216 amino acids. The record is from RefSeq and is a predicted model, not a curated record. NCBI's taxonomy places the organism in Eukaryota, Fungi, Basidiomycota, Tremellomycetes, Tremellales, Cryptococcaceae. The transcript is spliced from 5 exons.
AUGCUCGCUGUCCAGACCUUGCUUGCCUCCUCUCUCAUGGCUUCUACAGCCCUUGCUCACUUUACUCUCGACUAUCCUACCACCCGUGGCUUUGACGAAGACAAAGAGCCCGACUUCUGUGGAGGCUUUACCAGCGUUUCAUCUAGGCAGCCCUUCCCUCUUGGUUCAGGACCAGUCCAUAUCGACUCACACCACACCCUUGCCACCGUGGUCGCCUUCAUCUCCACCAGCGACAACCCCUCUUCUUUCGACGACUUUAACACCACCAGCAACGGUACUUCUAUCCCUCUCGCCUCCAGCAUCUUCCAAGUCGCCGAAGGUGACAGCUGCUUCAACAUUGACCUCGGCGGAAGUCUUGGCCUUACCAACGGUUCCGAUGUGACCUUGCAAAUCCAAUAUGAUGGCGGUGAUGGCAACUUGUACCAAUGUGCCGACCUUAUCCUCAUCGACGGCUACGAAAUCCCAUCCAACGAGACCUGUACCACCGACGCAUCCAAGGCUUCCGACGCUUCUGCCACCUCUUCCGGCGCUGCCAGUGCCACCAGCUCUGCCUCGACCGAUCCUUCUUCCUCGUCCGGGGGUCACAAGGAGAUUGUUGGGUUUGGGAUUAUGAGCGUGGCGAUGGGUCUUGCGGGGCUCACUUUGUUGUGA